CACACUCACACACUCACACUCUCACAGCUCCUACCAGACCUGCCCGCCAUGGCCACCUCCACCAUGUCCAUCUGCUCCAGUGACCUGAGCUACGACAGCCGGGUCUGCCUGCCCGGUUCCUGUGAUUCUUGUACUGACUCCUCCUGGCAGGUGGACGACUGCCCAGAGAGCUGCUGUGAGCCUACCUGCUGUGCCCCCAGCUGCUGCCAGUCCAGCUGCUGCCAGCCCAGCUGCUGUGUGCCCAGCUGCUGCCAGUCCAGCUGCUGUGUGCCCAGCUGCUGCCAGCCCAGCUGCUGUGCCCCAGCCCCCUGCCUGACCCUCAUCUGCACCCCAGUGAGCUGUGUGUCCAGCCCCUGCUGCCAAUCUGCCUGCAGCAGCUGCUGCACACCCUCAUGCUGCCAACAGUCUAGCUGCCAGCCAGAUUGUUGCACCUGCUCCCCCUGCCAGCCAUCCUGCUUUGUGACCCUGUGUUGCAAGCCUGUCUGCUGCACACCCAUCUGCUCUGGAUCCUCCUCAUGCUGCCAGCAGUCUAGCUGCCAGCCCUCAUGCUGUCAAUCUUCCUGCUGCGUGCCUGUCUGCUGCAAGCCUGUCUGCUGCAAGCCCUGCUCCAGCAUGUCCCUGCUCUGCCGCCCUGUGUGCAGACCUGCCUGCUGUGUGCCCACCUCCUCCUGCUGUGCCUCCUCCUGCCAGCCCAGCUGCUGCAAGCCCUGCUCCAGCAUUUCCCUGCUCUGCCGCCCUGCCUGCUCCCGCCAGGCCUGCUGUGGCCUCUCCUCAUGCCAGAAGUCCAGCUGCUGAUGGGCCUGUCCUGUGGGGGCCCCAGAGCUCAGUUCCUUCCUUGUCUCACAGUGACAUGUAGGGGUUGGCUGCUGUAUCAGCUUUGGCACCAGCAUAGUGUGACAGCUCUGUGAUAUCACACCCCAACAGCUAGUGUCCCCCUCGCAGCUUCCUAUCAAGGCUCUGUAGCACUCUGACCUCCCCAGCAUUCCUCCGCUUUCUUCAAUGCAUGUCUUGCCCAGCCACUAAUAAACCUCUCUUC
Molecule: messenger RNA, 1036 nt
Organism: Peromyscus leucopus (white-footed mouse)
Lineage: Eukaryota; Metazoa; Chordata; Mammalia; Rodentia; Cricetidae
Product: keratin-associated protein 10-4-like
Exons: 1
Coding region: 49-795 (248 amino acids)
Cellular component (GO): keratin filament
Source: RefSeq, a predicted model, not a curated record